GGGCAGCGACGGGCGGAGGAGCUUCUCGCGAGGAGGAAUUCUCGCCCCUUGAAGCUUCGCUGCCAGACCCCGACAGCGGUUUUACGAAGCAGUCGUGAAGAAGGAAGAGGUGGAGGAGGAGGUUGGUGUGGUGGAGCAGACGCAGAAGGGCACCGCUCCGGUUUUCGUCGGAGCGGACCUAGACCGCACAAUGGAGCCUCAAUCGCCCACCACGGAAGCGGCGGGAGUCCGUGGGGGCCCCGAUGACGAUCCCCCCACCGCGGAGAGGGAGAUGGGCCAGCUCAACUGGUCCCGCGCGAGACCCUCCACGGUGCCCCCCAAGACGUGGGCUCAAGAAUGGGAGAGUGAGGAGCGCUACUUGGGAGUCAAGGUGCGGAAGAAGAAGGGAGGUCGGAGGCAUUACACAGACGACCCUGGCAGGGAGUGGUUCACGCUCAAGUUCGAUUUGCCCAAAGACCAGGGAACGGAAGUGGUCCCAGCUGUCAAGGAGAAGUCGCUCAGGGAGACGCUGAGUCCCAUCUUCUUACGGAGGGGCCUGAGUCUGGGCCGCGUCGAUGUCUUCCUGGACCACUCGAGCACGCCGCUCUGCCUCGACUUUGAGACGUUCCCUUUCGGAGGACGGCACCUCGCGGUCAAGGCCAAGGUUCCCGAGGGCAGCAGCAGCAGCAGCAGCAAGUCCCGGCGCAUGAGCGUGGCGUGUCCCUCCUUCCUGCUCAGCUCCCUGCGUCUCCGCAGUGUGAGCAGCACUGCGCUCAACGGACCCCCGCGACACCCGGGGGACCGGCCCGGAUCAACGCGCUCCGGGAGGAGACCCCGCUCGGAACAGACGACCCCCGUGGCGGGGAGGAGCCCCUCGAGGGAGCCCCCCCAAGCCGGCGAGGGGGGGGUCCCAGCGGUGCCCGCGGAACCAGCGGCACCGGGACUCGAGCCGUCGACCCCCUGCCGGAGGCGCAAGAACAUGGCGUCGUACCUGGGGGACGUGAUGGUCCCCUUGGAGAAGUGGGGGCCCCCCGAGGGGGCCGCCCCGACCCCCGCGGGGAGCCCCGUGGACGGGAGCAAGGUGCGGCAGGGGGGGGCUCGCAUCGGUGGCAUCUUCGGGCCCGGAGGAGCCGUGGUGAAGGACUCGGACCGGCUGGAGAUCCUCCGGGGCCGCCUCUCGGCCUUCGAGCUUCACGGCCUUCCCCGGCCUCGCGACGCCGCCGAGUGGAGCGAGCCGCUGCCCGACCUCGAAGCCUCGUGGACACAAAUCUGCCACGACCCCAAGGUCAAGCUCACCACGAGCCUGAGCCACCGGAGCUACCAGCAGCAGGAGGCCACGUGGGAGCUGUUCAGCACCGAGAUGUCCUACAUGCGUAGCCUGCAGCUCCUGUGCGACCUCUUCAUCAGCUGCCUGCUCAACCUGCAGGAGACGGGGCUGCUCAGAGAGGUGCAGGUGGAGCGUGUGUUUGUGAACGUGCCACAGCUGCUGGCACUGCACAAGGGGCUGUGGCGGGAGCAGCUGGCGCCCGCGCUCCAGCGGUCGCGCUCGUUGCGCGCGCCGCUCCGCCCCGCUGACCUCCUCGGGGCUUUUACCGGGUUCCGUGAGCGCUUCGAGCCGUACCUGCAGUACUACCUGAGCGAGCAGCAGAGCACGGACUACACCCGCAGCCUCAUCCGCGACAACGAGGUCUUCCGCAUCUACCUCACGUGGGCCGAGUCCCAGAAGCCGUGCAGCCGGCUCAAGCUGCUGGACAUGCUGGCGAGCCCUCACCAGCGCCUCACCAAGUACCCGCUGCUGCUGCGAGCCAUGCUGCACAAGACCGACGCGGAGGGGGACCGCACCGCCCUGCUGGCCAUGGCGGAGAGCGUGGAGGGGUUCAUCGCCGAGGUGAACGCCGAGUUGAAGAUGCGGCAGGAGCAGCGGCGCGUGGCGGGGGUGGCGGCGCGGAUCGAGGCCUACGAGGUGGUGGAGCCUGGCUCCGAGGAGGUGGACAGGAUCCUGCUGGAGUUCAGCUGCCUGGACCUCAUGGGCCCCAUCCCGGGGGUGGGGCGGUCGCGGUACCGCGAGGUCGUGCUCGAGGGACCCCUCAAGAUGAGGGACGGCAGGGACCGGCUGGACGUGCACUGCGUACUCUUCACGGACCUGCUGCUCGUGUCAAAGUGGACGCGGCGCGGCGAGAAGACUCGAAUCAUCCGGCCCCCCAUGGCCGUGGACCGACUCGUGUGCAGGGAGCUCCGAGACCCGGGCUCCUUCCUGAUCGUGUACCUCACCGAGUACGGGACCGUGUCGGCAGCUUUGGCUUUCCAGGCCAGCGGAGUCCCAGCUGCCCAGGAGUGGGUGGAGGCCCUCUCGGCCGCCCAGGUCUCCCUCGCGAGCGUGCGCGCCCAGGAGAGCGAGCGGCGCCGUCUGAGCAACGAGCCGGACCUGAGCCUCAUCCCUGUGUUCAGCCUCGUGCAGGCGCACAGCACCGCCCCCCCCCACGGGACCCCCGACCGGUCCAUGCCGUUCGUCGCCCCACCCCGACUCGUGCUCACCACGUCGGGCGACUCGGAGAGCGAGGAGGGGCCCUCCUCGGCGAGCCUGCCCAUCGACGACUCCUAUGGCGCGGGGCUCAGCUUCUCGUUCCUCCACGACCCCUCGGAGCCCUCCGGGGGGGACGGUGCGGGUGCCCCAGGAGGCGGAAGAGGAGCGGGAGGACAAGGAGGAGAUGAAGCGGGUGGAGGAGACGAUGGAGACGGAGGAGGAGGAGGAAGCUUGGACUCGGACCACCGCCACGCUUCCUGUCGCGCUCCAUCACUGACGGACGCCGCCGACCCGUGCCGCCGCACCGUCGGCUCGCGGCCCCCGCGGCGCCGGCAGCUCCCGGCGGAGAGCACCGCCGCCUCCAUCAUGCGCUGGAAGUCGGAGCACAGCCUCCCGCACAUGGGCGAGGACGUGAUGCCGUGCAGCUCCGCCGACGACUUCGCGUCCCACGACGCGCCACCGCCGCCGCCUCGCUCGCUCCUCCGGCGGCAGCAGCAGGAGCCGCCGCCGCCGUUCUGCCGUAGCAUGACCGACGUGUCCUGCGACACGGGCGGCGGACGAUCGCCCGCGACCUCCGCGUCCGGACUCUCGCUCGACCCCGAGAACUCGAAGUUCAGGUCCCUGUCCGACUGCAGCCUGGUGCCGGUCGCCCUGGCGGACCCCCUGGACUGUGCGAGCAACCCAGCCGGGCACCACCACCCCCACCACCACCCCCCGCGUGGUGGUGGUGGUGGUGGAGUCCCCGGGGUGGCGGGCAGGGCGUCGGGCAGGGCGCGACCUCCGCAGGUCUUCUCGGGCAGCCCCAGCAAGGUCUGCAGGGCGGGCAGCAGCACCGAGCUGUCCGACAGCAUGGAGUUCGGCCUCGAGUGAGGCGGGAACCCGACACGGACCCGGCCCGGGGGGAACGAGAAAUGGGGGGACGUUGCGAGAAGUGACGGGCGUACGUCCGUACGUACGUGGGUUGGUGUGGGUCUCGGAGCGCGGGUGCGUACGCGUGUUUGCGCACUUGUAUAUUGGUGAGUGGUUGUGUGGUGAGUGUGUGUGGAUAUGGAGCGGUGGAAUAGCGGUUAGCAUGCUACACUACAAACCCAGCAACCCGGGUUCGAUUCCCGCUCACGGUCGACACCAAUAACGAUUAUCUGAACUGGUCCUGGGCAAUUCAGCCUCAAAUUAGUAUUUGGUGCAGUGUGUGAACAUCGCCACUGGGGAGACAAAGGUGGCUGGGCGUGGUGCUGGCCACCAACCCCCUCGUUUGCCGUACCGGCCUUCAUAGAUGCUCGCUAACAGCAUUUGCCCCAAUAGUCUGUUGAGGCUAUACGGGGGGGGGGGGACCUUUGUCUUUGUCAUCCCAACCAGUCAACCCAUGGCACCUGGGUCUGCCCCGUGGCCGCCUCCUAGAAUCGAAAACCUUCCACACUCGACGUGAUAGCUUCAAAGGGCACCUACAAUCUGGCUCAAGCGCCAUGGUGACAUAAUCACCACUUCGUGGUGAAUGUUGGCCGCUGUUGUUGUUGUUGUUGGAUGUGCCUGUGUAUGGAUGUGUGUUGGUGUUCGUGCGUGCUUUUGCGCAUAUUACGCUGGGUAGCACAGUGCAUUAAUACCAUUAUAGUUGCAUGGCUAAAAAAACGUGCACACAUGGAAACCCAUCCACACGGCCACUGGAGAAGAUUGGCCAUGCCGGAACCGGGAACGAAUACAAGUGAACGGGUGAACGUGCAUGUAGCCGUACAGGUACACAAUGCAACCGUGCAUGUAUACAGAUGCACGGGUAUUCGGGGCUGCUGCAGAACCUGCUAUAGGUUAGCUGGUGCGCAUGUCGUCGGGGUUUACUGCUGCACAGGUGUGUAAUUGUUUACAGGUGUACAGGUAUAAUGGUGUGCCGGUGUUGUGGAGGUUUACAUGUGUCAAAUGUGUAAAGGUGUACACGCGUAAAGAGUUGGUGUCCAAGGUGUUCGCACGCACAGGUAACGACUGGGAGUACGGGCAUUCCGCUGUCCAGAUGCACAGGGGCUGUGAAGGUGUUCGGGUUUGUCGUGCACAGGUGAAGGGCCCUGAAGAAUUUUCGAUUUAAAGCUUUCGUGACUGCAGGGAUUCAUAUUCUUGGUUCUUUCGGUAAAGUCACGUAGAAGGGAAAUAAUAAAAUAAGAAAAAUAAAACAGUAAAAUUCUCACGACGUUUCCAUUGCAACACAAGCAAUCAUCAUCAGGUGUGAAAACCACAUGAAGAAAAUUGUGUUUUUCACACCUGAUGAUGAUGAUUGCUUGUGUUGCAAUCGAAACGUCGUGAGAAUGUUAUUGUUUUAUUUUUAUUAUUAUUUCCCUUCUACGUGAUUUUACCGAAAGAAUCAAGACAUAUGAGGCCUUGAAGAUGUUCACGUGCAUUAGGCGUGUUGCACCGGUGUCAAUAAGCUGUAACCUGUAUGUGUACAUCGGUGUGCAUGUAUCGUGGGGAUGGGUCGGUUCCAGCUUGGACUCGAACCCAUUCUCUGAGACCAGCGCGGGUGGAAGCCCGUGAGCUGUGAGACGUCUCCGACCCAGAGGCACUGCUGCUUUUCUGCCUUCCCUGACCCUGGAUGAGUGAACGAGUGGACAUAGUCUCCAGAUUGAACCUGGACUCGAAUCCCGACCCAGCUUAAUGUGAAGGUGAAUGAAUUAAUGAAUGAACGGGCCCAGUUGCCUCUGCUGGGAUGGAGGGAAUGAGGUAUUUUGUAUAAAAUGUGGUGGCGACCCGGGCAGCGUGAUUCAAGAUGUGGCAGAGAUGCGUGUGAAUCGCAUCGAGUGUGUGAUUCUGCGUGUGAUUCUGCGUGUGUGUGUGUGAUUCUGUGUGUGUGUGUGAUUCUGCGUGUGUGAUUCUGCGUGUGUGCGUGUGUGAUUCUGCGUGUGAUUCUGCGUGUGAUUCUGCGUGUGAUUCUGUGUGAUUCUGCGUGUGUGUGUGUGAUUCUGCGUGUGAUUCUGCAUGUGUGUGUGUGAUUCUGUGUGAUUCUGCAUGUGUAUGUGUGUGAAUGAGUCUUUGUUGUGCAGGUCGUCUCGACCUCAAAUGAAGAACCCGGUGCGAUGCGUAAACAUCGCCACUGGGGAGACAAAGGCGGUCGAGCGUGGUGCUGGCAACCCCCACUCGCUCGUAUUCCGUUACUGGCCUUCAUAGGUGCUCGCUAACAGCACUUGCCCCAACAAUCUGUUACAGGCUAUACGGGGGAUCUUUUUUUGUCUUCAUCUCCGAGUCUGUGUGUGGGGCUGCGUGGUGUUUAAAUAAAACAAAUCAACUUCAAUUCCCCCUUUUAGGGCACCACGAGGUGUGUGUGCGCGUGUGUUCUCGGCCGUCUCGUGUCGCCACUGUCAGUCUCCGCGUUUGACAUUCAACGUCGCGCCGCCGUGAUCGUUGUCGUGUUCGACGUGAUCGUUGUGGAGCGCGCGUGGGAGCCGUGUCCCUACGAUGCUGGGCGUGGACUGCCGAUGUAAGGCGUUACUGUGUUGUAAGUGCGAGUGCGUCCGUGUGUGUGAGAUCUCUGUGCGGCGGUGUGUUUUGGCCGUGGGGCCGUCUCUGCGCAUGAUUUGUGUAGUUUUUUGUGUCUGUGCAGGGCUGUGUCCUGUGCGCGAGUGUCUUUCAUCUGAUUUGGGUUUGUGUGUGGGAAUGCGUGGUCUGUGUGGGUGUUUGUGUCUGAUUGUGUGAUAUCUGUGGGUUUGUGUGUGUGGGAGUGUGUGAUGUAUGUGGUAGCUGUGGGUUUGUGUGUGUGUGGGAGUUGACUUGCCGAUGACUGGUACCAGCGGUGUCAAGAUCGGCCUCUGUGGAGGAGGCUCGUGAAGGACGCUACUGGGCAGUUGGAGGCAGUCGCCCCCAACAACAACGGAGGGCGGAGGAGCGACGCUCACAACAACGAACGGAGCGCCGGAUAGCUAAAGCACAGCAAGUUGGCACAGUAGGGGGCACAGGUGGUGCAUCAGCCAGUCAUCUCAGUCGACCCGUGGCACCUGGGUCUGCCCCGUGACCUCCUGCCAGCGGGCGUUCGACACUUCACGUGGCCUCAAGGUGCACAUAGCCUGGCACGAGCGCCGUGGUGACGUCACCCCCAAUUAGUGGUGAAUGGCGGUUGUUAUUGUGGGAGUGUGUGAUAUCUGUGGGUUUGUGCGUGUUGAAUUUGUGAUAUCUGUGGGAAUUUGUGAUAUCUGGUGGGUUUGUGGGAGUGUGUGACCUGUGGAUACGCGUCAUUCCGUGGACCUGCCUGUGUGCUCGAGUGUAGGACGGUGCAGCGAUGCUGUUGCACGUGUCGGUGGGCGACAAAUCCCUGUUUGACAAAUGUGUUGUGGGCGAUGCGGCGGAGGAGGAGGAGACGUGGCGAGGCGCGGUGUUUAAGCAUCCUCUCGU
Molecule: messenger RNA, 6865 nt
Organism: Lethenteron reissneri (Far Eastern brook lamprey)
Lineage: Eukaryota; Metazoa; Chordata; Hyperoartia; Petromyzontiformes; Petromyzontidae
Product: pleckstrin homology domain-containing family G member 5-like
Biological process (GO): Rho protein signal transduction; endothelial cell migration
Cellular component (GO): axon; endocytic vesicle; plasma membrane
Molecular function (GO): guanyl-nucleotide exchange factor activity
Source: RefSeq, a predicted model, not a curated record